AUGUUUAAUGAAGUUGAUAAUGAUAAUGACUUAGAAACUUUAUUGUCUUUCUUAGAUGAUGAAGAUUCAUUAGAUCUUAUGUUAAAUGAUGAAGAAUUUUGGGAUAAUAUCAAAAGAGGAUUUAAAAACACAGUAGAUAAGACAACUAAUUGGUUUGCUGAACAUGGAGAAAAAGUUUCUAAAGCAAUUGGAAAAGUUAAUAAAGUUGCUGGAGUUGUUGAAAAAGUUGCUAAGACUGUAGGAACUGUUGCUACAGUUGCUAGUGCAAUUCCAGGAGUAAAUGCUAUUGCUGCACCAGUUGCAGCUGCUGCAAAGACUAUAGAAGGAGGUGCUAAAGUUGUUAAAACUGUAUCUUCUGUUGCACAGAAGACUGUAGAUACAGUUACAGACUUUUCAAAAGGAUAUAAAAAAGGUGGUUUGAAAGAAGGAUUAAAACAGGGAGGUAAAACACUUGCAAAGAAUGUUAAGGGAUGGGCAGUUAAUAAAGCUGCUGGUAUUGUUGCAGAAGGUGUUAUGGGAACAUUAUCUCAAGUUCGUUCAGGAGAGAAAGUAGAUUUAUCUAAAAAGAAAAUAAAAGAAGGUUUUAAGGCUAAAGCAAAAGAGAGUUUUAAUAUUAAAAAUAAUGUAAAGAAAACGUUUAGUGAUGCUAAAGAUGCUAUCAAAGUAAAAGAUACUUAUAAAAAGAAUUUAGAUAAAAUUACAAAUGGUGCUAAGACAUUAUCACUUAAAGAUAUUAAAAAAGGUGCUAAAAGCUUAAAAGGAAAGAGUAUUUCACAAUUAGCAAAAGGAGCACGUUCUUCUGUUAAGAAGUUUGUUAAAACAGCAACUACUGAUACUGUAAAGAAUAAUGUUUUGAAAGAAGUAAAUAAAGCAGUUGAGAAAGCGGCUGAAAAUGGUGUUAAAGGAAAGAUUAAAGAUACAGUGAAAAAUGGAUAUUCAGCAGCAGAAGCAGCUGGUGUUGCAGGAGGUAAAAUGUUAGCUGGUAAAGCAAAGCAAGUAAUUGAAGAUAGGAAAGCUAAGGCAGCAGAAAAGAAAGCACAAAAGAAAGCUAAAGCAGCUCAAAAGAAGGCACAAAAGAAAGCUAAAAUGUUACAAAAGAAGGCUAAGGCAGCACAGAAAAAGGCACAAAAGAAAGCAAAGGCAGCUCAAAAGAAGGCACAAAAGAGAGCUAAAAUGUUACAAAAGAGAGCUAAGGCAGCUCAAAAAAGAACAGCAAAAUCAGUUUCAAAGAGAGCAUCUAGACCAAAUAGAGUUGUUAAAAAGAAUGUUACAAAGUCAAAAAAAUCUAAAAAAUAA
Entamoeba nuttalli P19 is the source of this 1296-nucleotide messenger RNA. RefSeq lists its product as hypothetical. The coding region runs from base 1 to 1296 and encodes 431 amino acids. Lineage: Eukaryota; Evosea; Mastigamoebida; Endamoebidae. The record is from RefSeq and is a predicted model, not a curated record. The transcript is spliced from 2 exons.